Messenger RNA from Filobasidium floriforme, 1853 nucleotides. RefSeq names its product translation initiation factor. The record is from RefSeq and is a predicted model, not a curated record. Gene Ontology annotation, molecular function: GDP-dissociation inhibitor activity; translation initiation factor activity; eukaryotic initiation factor eIF2 binding. The transcript has 6 exons. NCBI's taxonomy places the organism in Eukaryota, Fungi, Basidiomycota, Tremellomycetes, Filobasidiales, Filobasidiaceae. Gene Ontology annotation, cellular component: cytosol. Gene Ontology annotation, biological process: formation of translation preinitiation complex; translational initiation; formation of cytoplasmic translation initiation complex. Bases 455 to 1735 code for a protein of 426 amino acids.
AUCGAUGAUUCAACAAGUUUACAAUCGACAAGGUAUCAAUGGAAAAGAGACGUACCAAGCUAUCACCAAGACAAGCUAAGCCUGCAAUCUCUCAAACGCACUCGUCGAACUUCCCGACGCACAGCAAAAGAACCCCGGCCGCCCCACCUCGACCGCCUCUCUUGACAAAUAAACGAGAAACACAAACCGAUCGACUGUAGACCUUUCAUGCCUAUUUCGUCCACCCGAACGACCGUCAUCAUCACCACCAUAUCACCUCUUCAGCAUCGUAGGAAUCAUAGUUUUCGGAAUACGGGACCCGAUAUAGACCGUCGACUUAGCGGAUAAAAAACAGAGAACACAAUCAUCCAGUUUAAAAACCAAACCUACCAAGCACUUUUUUCUUGUCGCAAACUAUCAAACCGAGUAGUUGCGAUAAAGAAAAAAAAAGGAAAGAACCUAGUUACCUGCAAUCAUGGCUACCGUAAACAUUCGACGAGAUGUGGACGACAAGUUUUACCGUUACAGGAUGCCCGUCAUGACGACCAAGAUCGAAGGACGAGGUAACGGGAUCAAGACGGUCAUUCCCAACAUGGACGAGGUCGCCAAGGCGUUGAGUCGGUUGCCUACCUACCCGACCAAGUUCUUCGGGAUCGAACUCGGUGCCCAAACUACCAUGGCCAACGACCGAUACAUCGUCAACGGAGCCCAUCAAGCCGACCGUCUCCGAGAACUCCUCGACGUGUUUAUCGAGAAAUUCGUCCUCUGCCCCUCGUGCAAGAACCCCGAGACCGUCCUCCUCGUCAACGAAAAGAAAGAAGAGAUCACUCGGGAUUGCAAAGCUUGUGGAGCGCAGACGAUGCUGGACAUGAGGCACAAGUUGACGACGUACAUCUUGAAGAACCCUCCUGCGGGAUCUACGGGGAAAAAGGGAAAGAAGGGGUCCAAGGGAGCCGCCGAUGCCGGUGCGCCCAAGAAGGACAAAUACGCCGAGGCCGAGGAGUUGAGGGAGGCACAGUUGGCGGGGACCAACUUGCCCACCAUCGGAGGUGGGACUGCUAGUCCGGCCAACGGCAAUGGCGCGGCGGCCGAGGAGGACGACGACGAUGUGGCCAAGGGGUUCAAUAACCCGGCGGUGGCCAACCGGAAACUCACCGACGACGACUGGGCCGUCGAUACUUCUGCGGAAGCCGUCGCUGCCCGUAUGAAGAAUCUAGCCGUCAAUGUGGAUGGUUUCGCCGGCGGUCUCGGGGACGAGGACGAUGAUGGCGAGGGUGCGGGUGACACCAAGUAUACUGCCUUUGGAGCUUGGAUCGAGGAGAACAAGGAGGAUGCGACCGAUGCCGAAAUCGCCGCCAAGGCCAAGGAGAUGGAAGUUUGGGGGAAACACAAGGCUUGCAUCGAGCUGGGGCAGAAGCUUUGGAGGGACGAUCUCGUCAAGGACGUCGAGAAGCGGGUUAAGAUCUUGGGGGUUAUGACCACUAACGAAAAGGCUCAAAAGUCGUUGCUCGGCGGGAUCGAAAAGUACUUUGGAAACGAUCACCCGGAGUUGAUCCCUCAACUGCCCAAGAUCCUCAUGGCGUUGUACCAAGCCGACGUGCUCGAAGAAGAGGUCAUUACCACCUGGGGCACUCAUGUCAGCAAAAAGUACGUCGACAAGGAGACCAGCAAAAAGGUCAGGAAAUCGGCGGAACCGUUCUUGAAGUGGUUGGAAGAGGCCGACGAGUCGGAUGACGACGAUGAAGACGACGAGUAGAAGGAAACUCAAGUCGCUCAAAUGCGAUGGUCCCGCUGAAUGCGCAUAUUGUAACGAUCGACAUGGAUUUGUAUCGACAUCUCGCCACUCCACAUAUCAUAUAUAUAUAUAUCUCGUC